AUGAAAUUCACCAGUUCCUUGUCUGCCAUUUCGAUCGCAGCUAUCGGAGCUGUCAGCUUUGCCAACGCUGACUGCCAAAUGAGCGGUGGUAAUUAUUACUGUUCCAAGGCAGAAGCUAUUGUUUACAGUGACGUUGGAUACUCUGGUUCCUACAUGGAUGUAUCUUUUAUGGAUGAAAAUUCCUGUUCCUGUUCACAGUCUUCUGUACAGGUCUCUGGUAGUCUAGCACCAUUAGAUGAAGAGCUAUCUGUUCACUUCAGAGGUCCUGUAAGACUGCUACAGUUCGGUGUUUACUACCCCGCUGGUAAUUCAAAUCUUAACAAAAGAGACGAAGAUGAUGUCGAUUGUGUUCAAACUGUUCAGAAACAUCAGCAUAAAAGAGAUGUUGCUGUUCAAUACGUUGAGGUUACUUCCACUGUCUAUGUUAACGGCAAUGGUGAAAGUGUUACAUCGGCAACAGCAGUUCCAAAGGCCCCAGGUAACCCAGAGACUGGAUUGGUUUCUUCGUACACAUAUGUGAACACGAUUCUCUCCCCAUCUCAAACCGAUUCUCCCUCAUCAGCUGCUGCUUCUACUACUUCCUUGUCACCAUCGCCUUCCUCAUCGUCGAGCUCCUCUACAGGAAGCUCUUCAUCGGCGCCAGCUUCAUCAUCACCAGCAUCUUCCAAUUCUGGAUCAACUGGUUCAUGGGUCAGAUCGUCAUACUUCCAACCUGGCUCUGCUUCCAACUGUGUUUUCAUGAACCACCAAGGUGGUACCGCAGGCUCUGGUACCUGGUCUUCUUGUUUCGGUAACUCUAUUUCUUUCGCUGGCUCAGAUGGUCUCUCAGGUGCUUCAUCUCCACAAGCAUUAAACGAUGUCACCAUUGCAUCUGGCAAGGAAUAUAUGAUUUUCUCCGGUACUGAAUGUAGUGGUGAUAGUUGUGGUUAUCACAGGGAAAAUAUUCCUGCUUAUCACGGUUUUGGUGGUAGUGAUAAAAUUUUUGUUUUUGAAUUUUCUAUGCCCUCUGACACUGCUGGUAGUGGCUACAACCAAGAUAUGCCAGCAAUUUGGCUAUUAAAUGCAAAGGUGCCACGUACUCUACAAUACGGUAAUUCUGAUUGUUCUUGUUGGAAAACUGGAUGCGGUGAAAUGGAUCUAUUUGAAAUUUUAACUGCAGGAUCAGAUAAAUUGAUUAGUCAUAUUCACAGUGGUCAAGGCUCGAACGGCCAAAGUUCUGGUGGUGGUGGCUCCCAAGACUACUUCACAAGACCAAGUUCAGGAACUCUAAAGGCUGCCGUUAUUUUCAACGGUUCCGAUAAAUCUGUCCACAUCGUUGAAGUCGAUGAAGACUUCGAAGCCGAACUAAGUUCAUCAACUGUGUCAUCCUGGUUAAACUCUGCUGGAUCAAAUGCUCAAAUGUUAUAG
Zygotorulaspora mrakii is the source of this 1407-nucleotide messenger RNA. RefSeq names its product Tos1p (gene TOS1). The record is from RefSeq and is a predicted model, not a curated record. Bases 1 to 1407 code for a protein of 468 amino acids. Gene Ontology annotation, cellular component: fungal-type cell wall. The transcript has a single exon. Lineage: Eukaryota; Fungi; Ascomycota; Saccharomycetes; Saccharomycetales; Saccharomycetaceae.